UGUGAAAUCUCUGUUAAUAACAUUAAUUUCCGUAUAUAACAUUUCUUUCGAGAAAGAUAUUUGCUUCAUUUCGAAUAGACAAUAUAGUAACUAACUACCGAAAAAAUAUAUGUAUCAACUUAAAUCCAACAACUUAUUAGCGAUUGAUUUGACGCGCGCCUAGGCUGAUGCCGAUUGCAUAUGGCGGUCAGUGUGUAUCAGAAACGGUUAGGGUGUUUUGAUGAUACAUUUUUAUCUAUUCACGCAUGGUGUCGAUAAAUACUUGAGUUUAGUGAAUUCGAAAACGUGAUAAGACUCGUUUACAAUCAGAUAAUGUUGUAGAGGAAGCACAAUAUUUUGCAACAUUCGCAGCGGCAUUUUUCAUAACCUCAACGGUCUGGAGCGUACGGUACUUUUAUGUAAAAAUGCCGCCAACAAAAAAGACUGAUUUAGACAAAUUAGCAUGGUCAUGGGUAGAAAGCGUGGUAUUAGAUCAAAUAGAAAGAAUACACUUGGAAACUGCAUAUAGAAUAGGUUUAAAAACAUGUAAAAAUUGCAAACGUAAUUGCAUAAAUAACCCACAAUGUUUGACUGGACUAGGAGAAGAAAAGUACAUGAAGUCCCAACCUGCAGAAGUAAUGCCUUUGGAAAGUUCUCUGUCCGAGUUACGUGACCCUACCCAAUAUGUUGGUCUAAAAAAUUUAGGUGCAACUUGUUAUGUUAAUAGCUUAAUUCAAAUGUGGUUUCAUAACGAAGACAUGAGGAGGAUAAUAUACAAGUGGAAUAUCACAGAGGAUCCGGAGGAAAGGGAAGCACUGUGUCAAGCUACGAAGAAAGGAACAUCAUUUCAUCCGGUGACAGCAGUAGGACAGUUGCAAUAUAUAUUUGCAAUGAUGCAAUUUGGAAAUCGCCGUCUGCUCGAUCCAAUGAAUCUCGCGAUCGCAUUGUCUUUGGACACUAGAACUCAGCAGGAUGCACAGGAAUUCUCCAAGCUACUUCUCUGCCAUAUCGAAGGGAAACUCCAACAAAACUCAGAACUGAAGCAGAUGCUGCAGAGGCUGACCCAAGGAAAAUACAGCUAUAUCAAUUGUUGCUCUAAAUGCGGAACUGAAUAUCCAACCUCCACAACAUUCUACGAAUUGGAUCUACAACUUGCAGCCACUUUGAAAGAGGCAAUAGAGAAAUACUUAUCUGUGGAACAAUUGACUGGAGCAAAUCAGUAUCACUGCGUUACCUGCAGUGAUAAAAAGGAUGCGCGCCGAUUUAUACGCUUGGAGUCUCUUCCAGAAACAUUAAACAUACAAUUAAUGCGUUUCGUGUUUCAUAGAGAUUCUGGGCAGAAAAGAAAGUUGAAUUCUUUCAUACAAUUUCCGGAAGAUCUCGAUAUGUCAGAGUAUGUGAGAUGUCCACCACAAACUCAUUUGUACAGUCUGGUCGCAGUUUUAAGUCAUAAAGGUCCAUCCGCACAUUCAGGUCAUUAUAUUGCAAAUAUAUGCAAUUUGAACGGCGAGUGGUACCAGUUUAGUGACGAUAAAGUAGAAAAAAUGCAGAAUAAAAGAAUCGAAGAUGGCGUUACUGAAAGUCCAAAAGUAGUAAAACGGGGACGUAUACCGAAAGGAUUUUUGUCUUCUAACACCGCGUACAUGUUAGUUUAUAAGAAAGUUACUCCAGAAAAACGAACAAAUAGUACAAAGAAAAAUAAAUUGAAAAAAUUAGACGGAGAAACUAAUAGUAAUAAUGAUGCAACAUCUACAGAAAAAAUAUUAAUUAAAGAAAAAUCGGAUUCGUUAAAUGAAGACAACCAGAAAUGUGAUAAAAUGUUGGUUGUAUCGGAUAUGAAUAAUUCUGAAAAAAUAUCAAAAUUCGAUGUGAAAGUUGAACAGGAAGUGGAAACUUUGAGAGCAUCUCCAAAACAUAUAAUGGAACAUUCUGAGAAAACGGAUUCGACCUUUGAUGAACAAAAUGGUAAACAUUACGAAUUCGACAAUAAAGAAAAUAAGCUCAACGUGAUUUUGAAGAAACCGAUUGUAAAAAUUGUGAAGUUGGAUUACAAGCGAUUAAAUGGUGCUGCACAUAGAGCUAUGAGUUGUGGAGAACGUGAUUUUUACGAAGAGAUGGAAUUUGAACACUGGGAAGUCAGUCCAACGAUGCGCGACUUAGUAAGACAAGAAAAUGUGAAAUACGAAUUAAGUUUAUUGGCUAUUCAGCAAGAAAAGCAAAAAGAGAUUGAAGAUCAAAAUUUGAAGAGACAACUUGUCAUAGACGUGUACAAUAUUAUUUCGAACGUGGUUUCGUGGGACAAGUAUCAAUGGAUUCCAAGCGAUUGGUUAUCAAAAUGGCUCAAUGGACACUUAUCUAUCGACGGAAUACCACCAAUAGAUAAUUCUAUAUUAAUGUGUUCACAUUAUCGGCUCGAUCCUUCGAAAGUGAAUCGUGCAAAGUGUAUGCCUGUUACAGCUGCGGAUUUGCUAUAUGAUAAAUAUCGCGGAGGACCACGAUUGGAUGAAAAUUCUUUCUGCGAAGUUUGCGUAAAACGUCGGUACAAGCUGCUUCGUUUUAAGAUGUCGCUUGAACGCGAUCACAAGGAAAUUAGUGAACUUGUUCGCAAUUUCAAAGAGCCAUUUGAGAUUAGUUAUAUCGUCGGUGCUGAUUCGCUCAGAUCAUGGCGAAGACUCGCGCUGGAAAAGUUUACGGAUGAUAUGCAGCAGGAAAUUGAGGAUGAAGACUGUCAAGAUCCAAAUGGAUCUCAGGAAGAUAGUAAAAGAGGUAUAAGUAAGGAAAGCGAAGGACUGAAGGAACCAGUAGAAGGUGAAGAGAACGAGGUUAUAAUCUAUUUCAAUGAAGAUUUACUUUGUGAACACGGUUCAUUGAAAACACCAGAUUCGACAAGGAAAGUAGUGCCCCGUGAAGCUUGGAUGAUACUUCGAAAAUAUUUUCCAGAAUCCAAGGAAUAUCCUAUUGGUGCUGCGUCAUGUUCAAUUUGCGAGGAGAAAAUGGAGAACGCUCAGAAGGCGAAAAAGGACGACAAAAUAAAAGCUAAGCAGCAAAAGGACGAAUUAAAUGAUUUGUAUCAUGGAAAAAAUAGGAAUGAAAUAUUAAAGUGCGAAGAUCCAGAAAAAGCAUUUUACAUCGUUGAAAAGGGGUUUCUGGAUAGCUGGCGUUCCUUCAUUCGAUACGCUGAAGUGUUCUCGAAGACACCACCGAUUGGUGUUCGAAACGGCAUUCUCCUCUGCGAACCACACAAGGGGUUUUUAUACUCACCUACAGUCAACAAUGAAUUGUACACCAUCAUAACAGUCGAGGAAUGGGCGAAACUGAUGCAGUUUUACGACGUCGAUUAUCCAAUCAUCAUUAAAAAGGUCAACUCCGAUUUCCAAACAGAACCGGGUUUGUGCGCGUCGUGUAUGCUGGCGAGAGUGGAGCAAGAACGUCUGGAGAGCCUAAAGUACGACAGGGCGACGAUUUAUAUAAAGUGCGUGGAGGAUAACGAGGACACGAAGCCGGAGAACGAUUCGGAGGUGGUUGCGAAGAAACCGAAGAUGGAGAACACGAGGCCGUCGAGGACUAGGCGGAACUUGAAAGGGUCGCACGAACUGAAAGUCUCGUCGGAGAUCACGUUGAAGGAGCUGAAACUUAUGGUGAGUGUGCGUCUUAUUUCUUGCACGAAAUUUGGCGUGAUACGUUUAUUCAUAUUGUCAGGAUUUUAUUUGUUAUUUACGAGGGGAAGGAUUUCCAGUUCUGCGAUCACGAUUUUUUAACUUUUCGUCGUUUCA
Molecule: messenger RNA, 3752 nt
Organism: Frieseomelitta varia
Lineage: Eukaryota; Metazoa; Arthropoda; Insecta; Hymenoptera; Apidae
Product: ubiquitin carboxyl-terminal hydrolase 48-like
Exons: 15
Coding region: 405-3737 (1110 amino acids)
Biological process (GO): protein deubiquitination
Cellular component (GO): cytosol; nucleus
Molecular function (GO): cysteine-type endopeptidase activity; cysteine-type deubiquitinase activity
Source: RefSeq, a predicted model, not a curated record